UCUAACAAAGAUAAAUUUGGGGUAUUCAUCAAGAAGUAAAUUUUUGUGAGUGUAAAAUUACAAUAGGGCGCCACAAUAGUUUAAUUUGAACAUGGUAUACAGUUAAUAAGCUAUAGGCAAUACUUUAUAUAAUAAUGAAUAAUUUUGACUGUUUGAACACUGUUGAUGGAGAAAUACUAAAAGGAAUAAAUAUAAGACAAAAAAAAAAUAUUUUGCGUCCAAUAUCCAAUAACUACAAUGAUAUUGAUGUUGGUGAGCCAUCAUGCUCGAAUACAAGUCGUUGGCACAAUCUCGAAAGUAAUCAUAAAAGGGACUUUAGUACAGGAUUUGGAUUUACUAGCAAUUACAAAGGCACUGUAUACAGGAAACAUAACAUACGAGACCAUACCGUUAUAAGGAAAACAAGAAAGAAAAUCCUAUCCCAACGCACUAAAAUAAGAUGUCCCAUGAGAAUAAUGCAGUUAUCUGUGCCAACUAAAAGAUAUUGCUUGGAAACUUGGAGAAGCAAUAGAGAUAUUCUUCCUGACUUCAUGGUAACGAUUUGGAUAACAAGUAUACUUGAAGAAUCGGCAUACAAAAUAUUAAUGGAAGAGUUUCAAGAACUCAAAGAAGUGGAAGGGCCGGUAUGGGAUUUGAUCGAUCAAUUAAUAGAUAAUGUUGUGGUUGUUUGUGAACCCAUGACUGUUGUUAGCUCAAGUAUAAGUCAGCUAUCAUUAUCAUCUAUUUCAAAGUCAGUUUCGACUGAAAAACAAAGUCUUAUAAUAAAUACACAAAGUAAGAGCAAUAAAAAUGGUAUUGGUGCCAACACCGUGGAUAACAAAUAUGAGAAUGAAUCAAUAAUAGAUUAUAUAUUAGACAAUAUAGCGUACAAUGUUGAGGCGCUGGGUACAGAUAAAGAAGACAGUGUGAAUAAAAAUAAAAAAGAUGCAACAUUGCAUACUUCCAAUGAUAUAAUUGAAAAUAAUUAUGAGAAUGUAACAGAUUCUAAUGUACCCUUAGAAGAAAAUAAAACAUCGCAUCAUCAUUUUAAUAGAAGUGAUGUGGAUGUUGUUCAGAAAUUAGAUGUAAAUGAGAUUGAUUCGCAAAUAAAUAAUACAAAUAACAUUGACAAUGACAGCAAAAACUUAGAUGAUAGCGAUAUAACUAAACAAAUCAAUAUUAUGGCGACUUCAGAUGAAGGCUCGAUAGGAAUAAUAAAAACUAGCACAGAAGUGGAAAAUAACUUAAACGGUGCAGAUAAUAAUAUAUCGAGAAAUGGAAGCCAAGAAGAAAUGCAGACCACUCCUGAUGAUAGCAUUAAAAAAGUAAAAUUUUCUAAUUUAAAUAUCGGUGUUAACAGCAGAAAAACAGGCAUAAGCGACGAUAGCAAUAGUAUUUAUGUUCGUGAGGGUCAUUAUCAUAUGCCAAUAAACCUCUCCGAAGAUGGAAGUAUAAAACCUGAAUUACACUUAGCUCCACCCAAUGACAAUUUGCUUAGUGAUGCCGAUGAGUCAUGGCCUGAAAAUUUACAAUUCCCCGUAUUAAAAGCUACCGUUAGCGUCAGUAAGUCUAUUAUGUCGCUUGGAAACAUUUUAGAAAACGAAGAGAAAGAAUUAACAACCGAUGAAAAAGAUAACAUUUCGAAUGAAGACAGAAAAAUAUCACUUACUCAUACAAUACAAGCUGACAAGAACGAGGAAAUAGAAGAAGACGAUGGAAAUAUAGUAAUUACUGAAACGGAAAAAUAUACACGGGAAAAUUAUACAAAUACGAAAAAUAAACAUUAUAAACAGAAUAAUUUCGCGGUAACAACACCAUAUCAUGUUGAUGUAGUACAAGAACAAAUAGCGAAAAUUGAUACAUUUGAAAAGGAGAAUAUUGCUGUAAAACUGAUUAUAGAGCGUAUGCCAGUAAUUGACAUAUAUCCAAAAGAAAAUUUUCAUUAUAACAGACUAACUCAUGAAAAAUCAAUACAAACAGAACAAGAAGUUAUCAACAAUAUUUUUAAACAAAUCGCCUCAACAGUAGACAUUUUACCGAGCUAUAAAAUCUUUAAGGAAUCUAAAGCGAUAUGCAGUUGUGGUACUUUCAUUAAAGGAUACGAUAUAAAAGAAUCUGAAAUUCGAAAAUGGUGCCAUGGGUUAGAAAAUGUGAUGCAAAAUUUGGAGUUAUGGAUAGAAUGGGUGGAAAUUACGUGUAAUUACAUCAUAUCGUUCAACCAUAAAGUCUAUAAAGCUGAUAAACGCAAAGAAGAUAAUAAAUAUAUGUGGACCAAGCUGAUAAUUAACAUCGAUUUGGAUUCUAAAACUUGGAGAAAAAUAAGCAAAAGACUUAGAAGAGGAAUUACUAAUUAUAAAAGUUUUUAUGUAAAGCCUAGGACUCAGCGGACCAAAUCCUGCAACUACCAUCAGCUCCUGCAGAUAUCACAACUAUGCCAGAAGGGAAGAACUUGCAUUUGUAAACGGGGCCUCCAUGACCUUUGAGAUCUAAAAGUUUCUCAUCUAAAAAAGAUAAUACAUUAAGCUGAUCGCUUAUUCUCAAUACAUCACAACUGUGUAAAACUAAAUGGCUACAAUGAAUCAAUGUACUUUAAAUCUUACUUGUCCUGCUGUCCCAAACAAUGAGGUUAUCCCCUUCACAUGAAGAUACUGCUAAAGCAUUUUCAGCUGUGGAAAC
Molecule: messenger RNA, 2655 nt
Organism: Vanessa atalanta (red admiral)
Lineage: Eukaryota; Metazoa; Arthropoda; Insecta; Lepidoptera; Nymphalidae
Product: superoxide-generating NADPH oxidase heavy chain subunit C-like
Exons: 13
Coding region: 135-2462 (775 amino acids)
Source: RefSeq, a predicted model, not a curated record